AUGAGUUUCAGUUUAUUAGUGGUGAUGAAUCUUCACUGCGUAAUCAUUUGAUCGAACACCCAAGGCCUGGAAAGUACAAAGAUGCCAAUGCUAUGGAGCCAGAUUUGAAUAAACCUGGUGAAGCCGGCGAUCUUGGAAGUAGAAAAAAUCUGCAAACUUAUUCUUCCACUUCCUCGUCCUUCGAAUCUGAAUCUAAACAUAAAAUUAAGCUUAAACAGGGAAGAGAUGCUACAGAUAACUUAUUGUCAAACAAUCCCAGCUCCCCAAGCAUGGAGAAGUUCAACAGAUUUGUUGUAGAUUUCAGUGAUGAAGAUGUUCCCAUCAGCUCUAUGCAUAGCAACCGACGAACACCAGUAACUCCAAAGCAUAGGAUAGACUUGGGCUCAGGCAGCGAGGCAGCUAUUAAAUAUCCUCCAAUUCAAGUCAUGGAUAGAACUGAUGAUCCUACUUCCAUUUCAUAUAGAAUUCCAUCUCGGGUCUUUUCUAGAACUAAAUCCACAGCGCCUAUGGAAUGGAGUGGGGCUUCAAAUGAAUCAUUGUUCAGCAUUCAGAUGGGAAACAUGAGUUUUACCAGAGAACAAUUGGGUUGGCUGGGAAAAUCAGGUGAGCUAUAUAGGCCUGGUGAAUCAGCCCUUGACGUAUCCCAGCAUUUGGCUAUGAGACCUUCAGACUAUGGAUUGAUAGGCACCCAUCCCGACGGUGAUAUGGCAGCAACUGAAGCACGAGCUGCAGAAACAAUGAGGGAGGUUAUAAGAGAAAGCUCAGAAAACCAACGCAAGACGGGUUCCACUCUAACAGAGUCGUCUUCUCAGUCAGCCAGCAUUUCUCCUCAGUCAGAAAGCAGCACAAAAUCUUUCCAGUUUCCAAUAUUGACAGGAGAUGGAGGAAAAAGCAUGUCAUUCAAGGGAGGAAAUCUCGAGAAUGCAAAGCAAGAGGGGACGCCAGAAUCACCACGGCCAUCUUCAAGCUCACAGACCCCAAAAGAAUCGAGCUCAGAGGAAUCUCCAAAAGCGGCUGCAAAUGUUGGUUCAAAGAGAUGGCCUUGCUUUUCUUGCUGCCCGUUCUGUAGUUGAGAAGUGUACAGGUUCAUCAAAUAUGACACUGCCCCCCUCUUCUUAUGUAACUAGGACAAUGCCAACAGGAU
This is a messenger RNA of Cucurbita maxima (winter squash), 1144 nucleotides long. RefSeq lists its product as uncharacterized. The coding region runs from base 93 to 1073 and encodes 326 amino acids. NCBI's taxonomy places the organism in Eukaryota, Viridiplantae, Streptophyta, Magnoliopsida, Cucurbitales, Cucurbitaceae. The transcript is spliced from 2 exons. The record is from RefSeq and is a predicted model, not a curated record.